AGUAACGUCCUUCACGCACGAUGACUAGUCAAAUAUUAGACCUAGUUAGGCGUUUUAAGGUAUUGUGUGAAAGGAAUCCUGAUAAGUCAGAAGCUGUUGUUGCUAUUGAAGUUCUUGCGCAACUUCAUGAAUGCUCCGAUGUCACAACAGUUCAAGGUCUUCAUGAUGUAAUGAAUACAGCUAUAGAGCGUAUGUGGAAAGAGGGAGUUAGCAACCUCUCCGUUAUAUCAGCUUGUGAAUUAUUCCAGCGUUUUAUUACGCUAGCAACACUGGAUACAGUCGAUUUUGAUGAAUGUAAAAAAGUUCUUUCUGAGAGGGCCCAGAUAUUUAUCAGAAAGUUUCCCAGUAUGAACAUAUACACAUUUCUGUACAUCUUAGUUUGUUUAUUCAAUACGAAUAUUUCAACAGUGACAAUGACAAUCGUAGAUAAUGACUCGUCAGGUUCUGCAUCUCGUUUACUGGUUCUUCUAAUUGAUGGACUAAGAUGGGAUGUAAUAGCUAGUCAUUUAGAAAGUAAUACUAAUAAAUUCGGAUUCAAACGACUACAAGAAAAUGGUGCAUAUUUGCAACGUUUCACUCCUGUAUUUCCCGCAGAGUGUUAUCCGAAUAUUUAUUCACUAUUCACAGGUCGUCACCCAAUUGAUCAUGGAGUUAUUCUGCCAACAACAUUUAGUGAACAUACAACGAUUAAUGGUAAACCUAUUCGUUCACAAGUUGAAGGUCUUUGGGAGACAGGGGUAAAACAAAAUAAAGGUGUUCAUCUUUAUCAUUUGCCUAUAUGUUCUACUGAAGUUGGCGGUGAAAAUAGUUGGUAUUGUGAACCGUAUAGUCAAGAAGUUAUGAAUCCGAUAAAUUUGAAUGCUACAAUACAAAGAGCUGUGGAUGGGUUAAAAAAUGGCAGUGCUCACUUAGCAGUGGUAUACUACGAUGAAUUAGAUCGUAUCGGACAUAGAUAUGGUCCAUUAUCUAAUGAAUUAGUUCAUAAACAUUUAGUGUAUUUGGAUCAUGUUUUAGAUCAUGCAUUGAACAUCAUAGAAUCUAUACCAAAUUUAAAUUUAAUGCUAACUUCUGACCAUGGUAUGGCGACUGUCUCACAUCAAGCAUAUGCUGAUCGUUAUUUUAAAGGCUCAGAGUUGGAUAGAGUACUGAAUCGUGGAAGUACAUUGUGGAUCUGGCCUAAACCAGAAUUUGAAAACAAUGUUUAUAAUCGUUUACUAAUUCAACAAAGUAAAUCUCCUUUCACUGUAUACAAUUCAUCGACAAUCCCUUCACAUUGGGAAAUUAUGACGAAUAAUAAUAAUUCAUUAUUUCCACCGAUAUUGUUAAUCGCUUCACCGGAUUAUAUAUUUCAUUCCAAUGCAUGGCCAUUAAAUAUGAGUCAUUACAAUUUAAUCGAUCCUAAAGGAAUGCAUGGCUAUGAUCCAGAACUACCUGACAUGCAUAUUCCAUUAUUUAUUUAUGGUCCAAAUUCUAAUCGUGGUGUUCAAUUAAAUUUUACCAAAGAAAUUCGUCCAAUUCAUAUACAUAGUUUAAUGGCUUACUUAUCAUCGAUUAAUCUGCCAGAUUUCCGUUCACUCGAUUUAUUCAAACCAUUACUUUCACACAAUUAUGAUUAUGACAAUAAUCAGUUGUCACCUGUGUUGAAUAAUUUAUAUUGGUCAUUGAAUGACAAGUCAUCAUCAUUAUCAUUUUCUUCAUUAUUACAUGGAGAUCGUUUUAUGAUUACUUUUUUAAUCGGAGCAGCAGUGUUAACUUGUUUCUUUGUACUAAUUUGUACUUUCAUCGUAUUAGUCUGUAUUAGGUGUCGUAUUUCAUUGAUGACUACACGUGUAGUCGGUUGUCAUGAUGAAUUAAACAAGGAAUUAGUCAAGUCUGAGGUACUUUCUGAAGCUUAACUUCUCAGUCAUACUGUGUUCUAUACUAAUGUGUACGUGUGUUUCUUGUCUUUUUUCAACUAGUCUUUAUCCCGUUUGAACAAAGAAGAAAAUAUUUAUAGCACUCAGGUUAUUUUUGUCUGAUAAAAGACUAUAUAUCUUUUUUGUCGCUAAGCUACUCUUAUUGUUUUGAUAAACCCUUUGUAAGAUCCAUUUCAAAUAGAUUAUAAACUGACCAGCACUCAAACUAACUGUGCACCUCCCCAACAAUCUUUUCUCUUCACUGGACAGAUAAUCGCUAUUUUAUAGAAUAUAUAUAUGGGAUAUUUCUCAGGAUAUUAAAAUGGUCACUAAUUGUCAAUAUGAUUAUAACCGCUUUUUAAUGUGACAAUCAUACUACUAUUACUACUGAUAAGUGUGAUUACAAUAUCAGAGUAAUAAUAAUAACAACCGUUUUGUGAUUAUUAAAACCGGAUACUCAGUAUAAUAUUAAUAUUCUUUUAUUAGUCGAACAUGUAGUACCUUCGUUCAUGCACUUCCUUUCGCCUUAGAAUUUUUGUAUAUGCGUGCGUGCGUGCGUGCGCGCGCGCUCACCUGUCCAACCGAACAUUCAUUGUAUGCAUGGAUCAUCUAUUUCACCGCCUACGCCUACGGACUUAUAUACCAAUUCUACAGAGAUGUUUUGUUUUCUUUAUUUGAGAUUUAAUAUUUGUUCAAUUAUUUCGCCUUAUUUACCCUAGUGAUUUCGAUUCUAGUUUUCUGACUUCUUUCAUUAUCAUUAUUAUUGUUAUUGUUAUGUAUUUUAUAGGGAAAAAAACAAAAACAGAAAACAUGUAGUAUUUGCUUAGUUUAUUUCCCCUCCCCAUUACUUCUCUUUCAAUUGCUUGCUAGCUUCUCUUAAUUGGCUUUCUUUCUGUGAGUUUUAUCUUACGUAAAAGAGUAUAGCAAAAGUGUAGUUAUUAAAUUUAUCAAUAUUUUUGGAAAAGAAUAUCCUGUCCUUGUUUUUGUUUUCCCCUUGCAAAUAUUACAUAGUUUAUAGGAAAAAUCAAUCGAUAAUAGGGAAUAGUGAUAGAGAGAAGUGAGUAGUAAAGAAAAUUCAACAUAGUUCCCAUAUGAUUAAAGAAUACCAUAAACUCUAGAACUAAAUAAUGAUUUCAGAUAUACUAAACACCAUUUAAACUAAAAAUGAUUUGCCUGUUUCAAUUAUUAUGUUACACCUUUGUUUUCUUGAUAAUUUAGAGGAAAAAAGUUUUUUUUUGUACCUUUUGGUAAAUACUAAUGACUAACAAUCAAAUGUAGGAUUUGUUCUGUUUUAAAUCUGUUCAUUAAAUGUUUAUAAAAAUGUAACAAUC
Messenger RNA from Schistosoma margrebowiei, 3226 nucleotides. The record is from the annotation of a GenBank genome assembly. NCBI's taxonomy places the organism in Eukaryota, Metazoa, Platyhelminthes, Trematoda, Strigeidida, Schistosomatidae.